Messenger RNA from Pogonomyrmex barbatus (red harvester ant), 503 nucleotides. Its product is annotated as cilia- and flagella-associated protein 300. The record is from RefSeq and is a predicted model, not a curated record. NCBI's taxonomy places the organism in Eukaryota, Metazoa, Arthropoda, Insecta, Hymenoptera, Formicidae.
UGUAAUGAUACAUAUGUAUAUUAUUUCCAUGGAGAUUGCGACUGUGUAAAAAUGGAGAUUGAUCCAAAAUUCACGUUUAUACCAUUGAAUGAAAAAACCUACGUCGCGCUUAACGACAAGGACACAAAAGAAUAUCUGUGCAAAUGGGGAUUGAAAGGAAAUUUUGUUAUUCAGAAUUUUUCGUUCAAUCAACCGUUUCAACAAUAUCACAAAUAUCAAUUGGUUGAUGCUUUUUUUAAAGAUGACAUCGUUGCAAAAGCAUUGUUGUCUAAACAAGGUUAUAACUGGGUGAGGCAAGGCAUACGAGCAUCGAAUGUGGAGACAAAGCAAAUACCCUGCUCAGUUUUAAGCAUGUCAUUCUUUAAUAAACUGAAGGAUUCAAAUAACGGAAUUGUACAUAAUUCAGGAAUGAUCUGUAAAAGAUAUGAUACACAAAUAGAAGAUUUUUUGGUGUCUGACAAACUGCGUGGUGUAAAAUAUUUUUAUUAAAAUAAACUGAUUCU